AUGUCAUAUUGUGAAUUUUGCAUCGUGCAGGAAAAACGCUUGCAGGUGUAUGAAGAAAUUUUUGGGAACACGCGUAUUCCCACGGUCCAGGAUGCCUUGGAGAAAGAGCUGGAAUUUAUCGGCCAGGAAUUCACAGCGACGUUAAUAAAUCAUUACAAGAAAGCAACUUUGCAGCGAUUACAUAAUCAUAAAAAUGUUCCGGAAGAAGAAAUUCGCGAAUUACAUUUCUCCCUACGGCAGCGUCUUGUUUCCGAUCUCCGUCAUCAUGAAGUGCUAAUCCGAAAGCCAAAACUUUUGAACGAAGCCACGAAGAUUUUGUACUAUGAAAGCAGUGAGUACCUAGAUCGCACCCUUCAGGCUCGCAGAUUUUACCAUGCUCUGGAACAAAUUAAAAACAACGAACAAAAAAUGCAGGUUGCGAUGGCCAAGGAUGAUUCAGGGUCAUUUCUCGACACUGUUUUGCAACCAAUUAUUCCCUUUAUUUCCCUGGGAGCAGCAUUUUGCUGCUUUAUAUUCUCUACUGGAUCAUCUCCUGCUUGCAUAAAAUACGUUCCCGAAAACAGACUGCAGCGAGUCUUUGAUAACCGCUAUAACUGUCAAUUAACAUAUUAUUAA
Molecule: messenger RNA, 615 nt
Organism: Paramacrobiotus metropolitanus
Lineage: Eukaryota; Metazoa; Tardigrada; Eutardigrada; Parachela; Macrobiotidae
Exons: 5
Coding region: 1-615 (204 amino acids)
Source: RefSeq, a predicted model, not a curated record